Diprion similis is the source of this 3480-nucleotide messenger RNA. It is a transcript of the gene Cep89, whose product is annotated as centrosomal protein of 89 kDa. The coding region runs from base 106 to 2070 and encodes 654 amino acids. Gene Ontology annotation, cellular component: centriole; ciliary transition fiber. Gene Ontology annotation, biological process: mitochondrion organization; cilium assembly; chemical synaptic transmission. Lineage: Eukaryota; Metazoa; Arthropoda; Insecta; Hymenoptera; Diprionidae. The record is from RefSeq and is a predicted model, not a curated record. The transcript has 6 exons.
GAGUGCAUUUUCUUGUGAAGUUUCUGCAUUACGAAGAAAAGCCCAGCUUCUUUUGAAUACAUUUUUGCCAAUCUGCACGAAAUCUUUUCUCUUUAUGUUUGUGCCAUGUCUUAUUUCUAUGGAACACCUGUCACAAAUUUUGAUAGCCGCCACGAAAAACGUUCCGGAAGAAAGCAUAGUAAACACAGAGCCUUGGCACCUGAUGGCACAGAUCUAGAACCAAUUCACAGAUCCAGACACCGCCACAAACACGUAUCUAGACCCAGACACGCUCCAAAGCUUAAAAUCUCACCUAAUGAUACACAGGAUAUGAAUCCAGAAAAUGAAAAUGCCUCGGCAACGAAGAGUAGGACUAAGCGCCAUCUCCAAAAAGAGAUACAACGCCUGCUUGAAGAAAAUGAAACAUUGGCAUCUAGGUUGGAAUUAUCCGCUGGAGAUUCCGGUAUACAACAAAGUAUAGCCAAGGAUCUGAAAGACAAGGAAGCACUGAUAAUCAAAUUACAGAAUAAAAAUGAGAAGAUGGAGGCUUUUUGCAAAGAUGUUAAUACAGAGAAUAUGAAACUCAAAGAACUUUUAAAUCAACGAGAAACUGAUUACAGAAAAUUGCAUAUACAUCACGAGGAGUUGACGCAAUUCGCUCAAGGGAUAGAAGAGGAAAAAAAUCAUCUCCUUAUUGUCAAUCAAAAGCUGAAAGCAGACAAAUUACAACUUACAGAAGACUUGGGCUUGCUGAAAAAUUUGAUCUACAAGCUUAAUGUGGAAAUUGAGCGGUAUCAAGACAAGUUAAGGCAAGAGGAUCGCAACGGCUUGCAACAAACUGACACUGGUACUGCUUGCGAAGUUGAUACAAUUGAUACUAACAAAAUGUUAGAAUCAUGGGGUCGAGUUAAUAUUCAUGCUCUGGGCCCGUUAUUGGAUGCUUACCAAGAAAAUCUGUCGGAAAAAGAUGAUCUUAUAAAAAAAUAUGGCAAGGAAAUCGAAGAGUUUAGUGGAAGAUGUAAAGACAUAGUUGCCGAAAAUGAAAUGUUGCACAAAGACAUAAAAGACCUAACGUCAAAGCUGAAGAGUAAAACAGAAGAAAUCGAAGAACUCACUCGAGACGCAAGUGUGGUAAAAGAACAAAAUGAUCUUUUAAUGAAGCAGGUUGCAUUGCUGAAACAGAAGCUAGUGGAGAUACAUGCCGUGUACGAAAAAAAGGUUGAGUCGAUGUCGCGAGAUAAUGAGAAAAUUCAUAAUGAUUUUCUGGUCUGCAAAUCAGAGCUCAGUAAUAUUCAAGGCAAAUACGAAAUUCUUAAUGAAGGUUAUGAGAAAUUGAAGCACAACAACGAACGAACGAUGCCAGUUUCUGUGCACACGGCAGCUAUUGAUGAAUGCAAGCGAUUAUUUGAGGAAUUGAAGAGUCAGUAUGAGUUGGAGAAACAAAAGCUCGUCAACAAAAUUAAAUAUCUGGAGGAAACUCAACCUGAAAAUGAGAGACAACUGAUAAUAAUCACUGCAGAAAGGGAUCAGCUUAAGACCACAGUCAAGUGUUUGGAAAAAAAUUUUAAACGAACUCAACAUAAGUUAGAACACCUGCAGAACUCUAUGUAUUCUAUACAAGUCUCUCGGGACUCGCUAAAGCGGCAAUUAAAUAAGACAGCUGGAUACUGUGAGGAAUUGGCGGCAGAACAGGAGAGAUUGAUCAAAGAGAACCGUGAGUUAUCAAUUGUACUGCAAGAAAGAGAAAAAGAAAACGAAAAUUAUCAGUAUCUUGGUGACAAUAUUGUCCACCGAAUGGGAAAUUUGAAAAAUCAAAUAAAGAGUGUACAGGCGGGAGCAAAGGAACAACUAAAGACUGUAGAGAAGCACAUAAAAAGUCAGGAAAUGGGUGCGGAUCAAAUGAAGACGGAAUAUCAGCGCGAAUUGCAACGCCUCAAGCAAUUACUGAGGCAAAAGGAAGACCUAAUCGGUAAACUUCAAAGAGAAAAAUACGCGACGCAAGAUAAUUUGGAGCUCGUCUGGCGCGCUGCUACCAGCGGAGACAAAAAAGUGAAAGAUGUGUUAAAGAAUACGAAAAUAUAUAAUAUUUAAAACACGGUAGAAUCUCGUGAUAAAUGAAACACAAGAAUGUGUAUUAAUCUCGUGAAAGGUACAUAGAAGCGAUUUUCUUAAGCUUAGCAAGUUUCAAAGCUAUGCCAGUCGCUCGGUCUUAGUUUCGAACUGAUAUAAUCGCCAGUUCAGUUAGCUGUAAUGCGAAAUGAAUGAAAUGCACGAACAGAGGCUAGUAAGUAGCUAGAAUUACAGAGUCUAGAUUUUUUCGAACGUCAAACGUCGUUGAUAUCGAAAUAUUGCGAUGAUAUGAUACGAAAAAUUGAGGAUGAUAUGAAAUAUUAUUUCAAUUUGGUACAUUCAAUCCAUUUAAGAAAAUUACCUACCAUUAGCAAUACGAAAUAUUUACUUUGCGGGUGAUCGCAAGUUUGUAGUCUUGAAAUUUAAAAAGAAACACAUUAAUUUAUACUAUUUUGAGCACGUCGCUCAAUCACGUAAAUAGAUAUGUAUAUUGCACUUGGCAAAGCGCAGGUCGCUCAGUAUGAAAACCUUGUACGAAAAUUAGCUGAAUAGCAUAACAAUUAACGAUCCAUCACGACGGAAGUACAUAAAAAAUAGAUCAACAAAAUUUUCAUUGAUUACCAAUCGAAAUCAAUUUACGAUUUUUCGGUGAUGUAUCGUAUCAAAUAUGAAUCAAUUCAAAUCAAUUGAAAUUUGAUCUCAAAUAUUUAAGUACACACAACGUUUCCCGCUAACAGAUGGUUACGUAGGUGUAAAGUGAUUGUUCUAGUCGUAGUUAUACGUAUGCAAUGAUAAUAUCUAGUCAUUCCACCACAUUUGCAGUAUUUAUAUUCAUAUUUAUAAAUAUACAAUUUUAAAUCACUAUAAAAUUUGUUCAUUCAUCAAUUUGUUGACCUAACUUCCAAAUAUCGGAUAAAUAAAAACAGAGCAAAAAUCGCCACAGCAUAGAUUUUGCCGUUAAGAUAUUUCGCAAGUGAUGCCUGCACAGUGUUAUCAUUCAACAGUUCCCCACUGAUCGUAACAUGACAGGAGACAAUCAUUUAAAAUGGACUCAACAUGUCGGAUGUAUACAUGCGGUGUCAGCCACCUUAUUUUAGUCGUGACAUCAACCAAUAAUAAGUGGUAGCGAAGGUUGUUAAGGCAUAUUGCCGAGAGGACACAAUAAUAGUUUUAAAAGCUGAAAGCGCCUUUUAUAGCUAUGAUCUCACACCUUCCGUUGAUCUACACAACAAGUAGAGGAUUACAUUUCAAUGAUUUUACCUCAGAUUACCUGGAGGUUCUCUCGAAGUUUUCGAAUAUAUGAAUAACAAACGGUCGUUCCGUUAGAUCUGGAACUCCGAUUUGGCAUUAUUCAAUAGUCACCGGCGAAGUCAGGCGGUCGUAAAAUCAUUUUUAUUAUAAUUGUUAUUUUAACACCGAGCUCAUUUACAU